This is a messenger RNA of Striga hermonthica, 706 nucleotides long. The record is from the annotation of a GenBank genome assembly. NCBI's taxonomy places the organism in Eukaryota, Viridiplantae, Streptophyta, Magnoliopsida, Lamiales, Orobanchaceae.
AAAUUUGGAUGAUAGGAGGAUGGAAAGUGAAGGGGAGGGAUUGGGGAAAAGAGAGAAUCAGUGGACAGAAGUACUUUCCUGGGAGCCCAGGGCUUUCCUCUAUCAUAAUUUCUUGUCCAAGGAAGAAUGUGUACAUAUGAUAAAUCUUGGCAAACCUCACAUGACAUUAUCGACAGUCAUUGAUGACGAUACCGGAGAGAGUAUGAACAGCAGUAUUCGAACGAGUACUGGAAUGUUUUUGGAAUUAGGACGAGAUAGAGUCAUCAGAGAUAUUGAGAAAAGAAUAGCCGACUACACACAAAUGCCUGUUGAACACGGAGAGAACCUUCAAAUUCUACACUAUGAAGUAGGGCAAAAGUACGAGGCUCAUUGCGACUACUUUGAGGAUGAAUUCAACCUUAAAAAUGGGGGCCAACGCUUAGCUACUGUUCUUAUGUACUUAUCGAAUGUUGAGGAAGGGGGUGAGACAGUGUUUCCUCUUGCCAAAGGUAACUUCAGCUCGACUCCCGGUUGGGAUAAGAUGUCGGAAUGUGCUAAAGCUGGUCUUCCCGUAAAACCGAGAAUGGGAGAUGCAUUGCUUUUCUGGAGUCUAAAACCGGAUGGCAGGGAGGACCCGAUGAGCUUGCACGAGGCUUGCCCUGUUAUCCGAGGAAAUAAAUGGUCGUCUACAAAGUGGUUGCAUGUUGGUUUAUACAAUAGUCCUUAA